GGAUGCAUGUGUGUAUUGUGAUAAGAGCUGUGUGAGCCCCCAAUAACAUGAUUUUAAAAAACCUCCCUAAAGCAAAUUGGGGAAACAUUCUAAGGAGCUCAUUUUAAGGAACUCAAAUCUAAGGAGCUAUAUAGGCUGUACUUUUUGUAAGACAGAUUAUAAAUGAUCUUUUUCCAAGACAGAUUAUAAAAGAUUUGUUCUUUCUUCUGGAAGUUCAUGGUAUUAUCAAUAUUCUUCUCUCGCACCAUAAUUCUAAGGCAUCCAUUCUUCAGUUUUCCUUAUUUUCUAGUUCCUAUGCAUUUGAGGUGAAGGUAAAUACAGUGGUUUGGGUCAGCUGCACCGUAGUUCUCAGAGAGAGACAUCAUAGCUCAUUACAUUUAAAUGUUUUUUUUCUCCCCAGCAAAUCUGCCCAAUUUGAUCCCAUGACUGCUGCUUCCAUAGGCAACGAUGAUGAAUUAAAGUUAAAUGAAAUUCUUAAUGACUUUCUUUCCCAUUUAUAAUGAGGAUGUCCUGUUGUGAGGACAUCAUCCUGUUUUCUUUACAUUGAUCUGUAAUUCAUACCGAAAGCUGUCGUCUUCAUCAAUAAGUGGUCAUGCUUGUUUCAGCAAGCUAGGUGGGCUACCUGCAUAUUUUAAAUGAGUCUUCCUCCAAUCCUGAUGAAUUCUUCAUGUAGUCCAGUUUCUCAGAUAAUUGCUCAGCAUACAGAUGGAAUAAGCAUGAUAGAAGGAUACACACCAUUCAUGAUUUUAAACCUUGUAAUAAUCCCUUGCUCUGUUGGAAAGGCUGCUUCUUGGUCUAUAUGUAUACAGUUUCCGUGAACACAAUAUAUUCUGGAUUUCUCAUUCUUAACAAUGUUAUCAAUAAUUUGUUGUGACCCACAUAGCUUAAUGCCUUUGCAUAGCCAAAGAUUACAGUUUUGGAAACCCAUUGGGCAGUUUUACUGUCUUAUAGGGUCUGUUUAAGACCUGGCGGCAUAGUGGUAUGUGUUGGGGGUGCAACUUAAUGUGAGUAAUUUGUACCACCUCAUACUCACCAAACCCAUUGUCAUAGACUCAUAGCAACCCUACAUACUUCAUUGAGUCUUUAGGGCUUCCCAGACUGUCAACCUUCAUGGGAGCUGAUGAUCUUGGCUUUCUUCUGUGAAGAGGCAUCCGGAAUGGCCACUCUGAUCUAUGUUGAUAAAGAGAACGGCGAGCCUGGCACCCGUGUGGCUCCCAAGGAUGGCCUGAAGCUCGCGUCCGGGUCUUUAGGCAAAGUCUUAGAAGGGAGGUCUCAGAUUUCGACACCCCAUGUUGGUAAGGUCUUUGAUGCCCCACCUGCCCUACCCAAAGCGGCCAGAAAGGCUUUGGGGACUGUCAACAGGGCUACAGAAAAGUCCGGAAAGACCAGUGGAUCCCUCAAACAGAAGCAGCCGACCUUCUCAGCCAAGAAGAUAACUGAGAAGACUGGCAAAGCAAAAAACUCUGUUCCUGCCUUGGAUGAAGCCUAUCCAGAAAUAGAACAAUUCUUUCCCUUCAAUCCUCUAGACUUUGAGAGCUUUGACCUCCCUGAAGAGCACCAGAUUGCGAACCUCCCCUUGAAUGGAGUUCCUCUCAUGAUGCUGGACGAGGAGCGGGAACUGGGGAAACUCUUAGACCUGGGACCCCCCUCACCUAUGAAGAUGCCCUCUCUGAUGUGGGAGUCCACUCUCUUGCAGUCUCCUUUGAGCAGUCUGCCAGUCCUGGAUGUUGAAUUGCCACCUCCGUGCUAUGACUUCGACUUGCUAUGACUCCUUGCUUGAAACUUCUUAGUACUUUAUAGCUUGUAUGUAUUUUUUUGUAUUAAUAAAGUUCUUUGUUUAAUAUGGA
Molecule: messenger RNA, 1847 nt
Organism: Echinops telfairi (small Madagascar hedgehog)
Lineage: Eukaryota; Metazoa; Chordata; Mammalia; Afrosoricida; Tenrecidae
Gene: PTTG1
Product: PTTG1 regulator of sister chromatid separation, securin
Exons: 6
Coding region: 1121-1768 (215 amino acids)
Biological process (GO): chromosome organization
Cellular component (GO): nucleus; cytoplasm
Source: RefSeq, a predicted model, not a curated record